AAUAUCAACCGGACACGUGCUAACUGCGUAGACUUGUCCAGCAAAAACCGUUGACUCGCCUUAUCUACGACUCAAUCAAACCACCUUACUCUUCCUUCUCCGUCACUAUCAAUCAACGAAGGAUCAUCUCUGACGCUCUCUUUCUCUAUCUCCCUCUCUCUCUCUCUCAAUCUCACGCUAAUCCAAAACAGUAUCCAUGGAUUACAAAACCACAGCGAUCCUAGUCGCAGCCUCAAGCUCUACCAUCAUGUUGAUAAUCUUGUUCAUAUUAGUCAUUACGUUCGUAUGUCGUCGCCGUCCUGCAACCAAAGACCAACCUCCCCGGAAUCAUAACUUUCCCGAUCCGGUUCUUACCUCCUCCGACAUGGUAACGGAAAGCGCAAGCUUCGAUCCUUCAAUCUGUGAAAUAUCUAUGGCGGAACUUAUUAAAGCAACCAAAAACUUCUCAUCGGAUCUUAUCGUCGGCGACGGAAGUUUCGGUCUCGUUUACAGAGCUCAGCUCUUAAACGGCGUCGUAGUGGCGGUCAAAAAGCUCGAUCACGACGCUUUACAAGGAUUCCGAGAAUUCGCCGCAGAAAUGGAGACUCUUGGUCGUCUCAACCACCCGAACAUCGUUAGGAUUCUCGGUUAUUGUAUCUCGGGAUCAGAUCGGAUUCUCAUCUAUGAGUUCUUAGAGAACGGUAGUCUGGAUUAUUGGCUGCACGAGACUCAUGAAGAGAACAGUCCGCUGACUUGGUCAACGCGCGUGACUAUCACUCGCGAUGUGGCCAAGGGUUUAGCGUAUUUACAUGGACUACCGAAGCCGAUUAUACAUAGAGAUAUUAAAUCGAGUAACGUCUUGUUGGAUUCGAAUUUCGUGGCUCAUAUAGCCGAUUUCGGAUUGGCGCGUAGGAUGGAUGCGUCGAGGUCACAUGUCUCGACGCAAGUGGCGGGAACGAUGGGGUACAUGCCACCGGAGUAUUGGGAAGGGAAUACCGCGGCCACGGUUAAAGCUGAUGUUUAUAGUUUCGGUGUUUUGAUGUUGGAAUUGGCUACGCGGAGACGGCCGAAUUUGCCGGUUAUUGUUGAUCAUGAUAAGGAGGUUGGGUUGGCUCAAUGGGCUGUCAUCAUGGUGGAGCAAAAUAGGUUUUAUGAAAUGUUGGAUUUUGGAUGUGUUGUUGGUAGCAGCGACAAGGGAGUGGAAGAGUAUUUUAGGAUUGCUUGUCUUUGUAUAAAAGAGUCGACUAGAGAAAGGCCUACUAUGAAUCAAGUUGUGGAGCUGUUGGAAGAUUUGUGUCGGUUUAUCUAUGUAUAGCCGUUACUUCAUAGGUAGUUCGAACAAAAAUUUAAGUUCGUUAGAAAUUGUAAUAACAGGGUAAAUUAUUCUCACUGUAAAAGUUACUACAAAUUAAGGUCGCGUUUUCUAUUUAUUUAUGUUUUAGAAACUAGAGCUUACUUAAUAAAGGAGAAGCGUGGGACUCUCUGUUGUAUCAUGUUCCAAUUUAGACGUGUUAAAAACUCUGCUCUAUACUCAGAUGAGGUCGUAACCCCAUAUCCUUAUCAAGCUGCGGGGGUGGUAAUGCUUGCAGCGUAGAAGAGAAGAGACUAUGAUUGCUAAAGCUGUACAAGUGAAUAUUUAAUGUAAAUUUUGUGGUUA
Camelina sativa (false flax) is the source of this 1636-nucleotide messenger RNA. NCBI's taxonomy places the organism in Eukaryota, Viridiplantae, Streptophyta, Magnoliopsida, Brassicales, Brassicaceae. The record is from RefSeq and is a predicted model, not a curated record.